Messenger RNA from Suillus bovinus, 201 nucleotides. RefSeq lists its product as uncharacterized. The record is from RefSeq and is a predicted model, not a curated record. Bases 1 to 201 code for a protein of 66 amino acids. Lineage: Eukaryota; Fungi; Basidiomycota; Agaricomycetes; Boletales; Suillaceae. The transcript has 2 exons.
AUGUCCUUUGUCGCUAUUUCUACGGCAUAUCCCACACCGAACUUCAGGACGGAACGUACUUCUUUGGUUAAACAUGAUGGGCUUGACUUUGACCUUACUCGUUAUUUAAACGCUAGGGCGCCUGACGAUAUUAGUCAACCUCCCAAGUUCAAAGGACCUGAUGAUCCCGACGACCCUGACGAACCUAAUUACUUUGACUGA